Molecule: messenger RNA, 1684 nt
Organism: Coffea arabica (coffee)
Lineage: Eukaryota; Viridiplantae; Streptophyta; Magnoliopsida; Gentianales; Rubiaceae
Source: RefSeq, a predicted model, not a curated record
AAAAACCAGUUACUUCCGCCUCACAACAAUUGCUAAUAAAGUCACCCCUCUCAUGCUCUCUUUUCUCUCUCCAGAAAAAUUUCUUGUAUUUUUUUUUUAAAUCAGAAUUAUGGGAAGCAUAAAUAUGGCUCCUUGUGUCUGCACCUGUAUUUGUCGAAGUUUUCUUCUUCUUGUAACUCUUCUUCUCCUCCUUCCUCAGACUAUGCAAUAUAUAGCUGCCUUAAAACUAUCGAACUUCCUUAAAACCUUCAAAAAGUGUUACAGGAAUUAGGAUUGGUAAGGUGGGUUAACAGAGUUUGAUUUCAGGUCAGCAGUGAAGUCUCAAUUGACCAGUAAUGACUUAUUGGCUUCAGACCAUAACAUCGUUGAGAUAAUAACCACAUUCACUGAGUUAAUUCCAGCCUUGUCAAGUACCUUUCUGGCUUUUGGGCUGCUGCCAACUGAUGAUUCUGUAUGCAUUUGUGCAAAACAAAAGCUCAAUCUAAGUCAUGCAGAAGGGAUAGAUUGCAUCUUCUUCUGGCUCUUUUGGUAACCUAUAUUUCUAUCAUUAGCUUCUGAGGAAUCAUUCCAUACUUGCCAUCUUCCAUCUCCAAUACUGCACUUGGCAAUCCUUUUUCUCUAUGCAAGAUGGGAAUCCCAUCAGCUAGACAGGGUGGAAAUGUGAGAACCUUUUUGCAUUGAGUUACUGCACUAUUGAUAUACCUGUCUCUGUCAUCUUGUGUGAGUUGCAUAUCGAUUAUGUCGGAGGGUGUUGUCUGAACUGGAAAUGCUUAAGAGAACUAGACUAUAUAUGGCCGUAUGCCUUUAAGAAGACUUUCUAUGAUGGAGCUUACACCUAUCCACAGCAUUGGAAGUAAAAGUUCUGUGGGGAGGAUUCAGCAUGAAUUCUGGCCACUUGGGGAGAUUGAUCCAAAAAAUUCAAAGUUCCCCUGUUGUAUAGUUUGGACGCCCCUCCCAGUUGUCUCAUGGCUGGCACCUUUUAUCGGACAGGUUGGCAUAUGCAUGGAGGAUGGUACUAUUCUAGAUUUUUCUGGAUCCAACUUUGUGAAUGUCAAUGACUUUGCAUUUGGCUCCGUAGCCAGAUACCUUCAAUUAGACAGAGAGCAGUGCUGCUUCCCUCCAAACCUUGCGGGGCACAUGUGUAAGCAUGGUUACAAACAUGCCGAGAAUGGGACAGCUAUCACAUGGGAUGACGCUCUCCAAUCAAGCAUGCGUCACUUUGAGCACAAGUCAUACAACCUUUUUACAUGCAAUUGUUACUCAUUUGUUGCUUAUUGUCUGAACCGGCUCUGCUACAGGGGUUCAAUGCAAUGGAACAUGAUUAAGGUUGCAGCUCUGAUAUUGUUUAAAGGGCAUUGGGUUGAUGUCCUGUCAGUUUUAAGGUCAUUUUUACCUUUUGUGGCAGUGAUGUGCCUGGGUGUUGUGGUGGUGGGAUGGCCUUUUCUCGUUGCAAUGUUUUCUUUUGCCCUUCUCCUUAUUGGAUGGUACAUUUUGGCUAAUUACUGCCUUAACAAUGUAUUGGAGAGCUAGCUGGUGCGGCGCUCGGGAGAUCUUGUUCUUGCCUGAUGUAAUGUGAAGUACCUUCUAUUGAAAGUUUGAAGUAGUACUAGUUUUUGUUCGAUAACUUGUGAUUAAUCAAAGAAUUCACAUUGGUCUUAGCAAAUCCAGUGCCAGCCAUUUUAUA